CUCGCGUCGUCCGCAUUUUCACUCAAAUCUGGAAUUCGAGGAGCGCCGAGCUUACGAACACGCGAUCCCGUGUCGUAACCUAAAAAUCAGACGACAUUUAUUUUCCCGUCUGGAAAACGUACGAUUUUCACGGAAACAUGACUGGCUUCAUAAAUAUUAACUCUUUUCAUUAUUAACUGAAAAAAAUAUUUUUGCUAAAUCAGCAACUUUUCGCGCAGACAACACGCAUUAAUAAAAAUCUAAAACUGUGAUUGAUAAAAAAUUGUGAAACAGUGAUUUUUCAUUGGUUGUGGUGCCAGAAAAAUGUGGCGGGAAAUGUUCUACACAUGGGUUGCUUCUCUUACGUUAUUUAACUCAGGAAAUUUUGUCUACGGAGGAAUGUCGAGGUCCUCUGGAGGUUUCAACUCCCUGCAGCCAGAAAGCGAGACAGAACAACCACCACCGGUUCAGCUAGGGCCCAGUCACACUCAGCAAAACCGUUUUGAGCCCUAUUUUGACACUAUGACACCAAAGAACGUUACGGCCCUGGUAGGAAAAUCGGCUUAUCUCAGCUGCAGAGUGCGCAAUCUUGGUAAUAAAACGGUUUCAUGGAUCAGACACCGAGAUAUCCAUAUUCUAACUGUGGGAAGUUAUACAUACACCAGCGACCAAAGAUUCCAAGCCAACCAUCAUCCAGAAACGGACGAGUGGACUCUACAAAUAAAAUGGGCUCAAAAACGGGAUGCAGGGAUUUAUGAAUGCCAAAUAAGCACACAGCCUGUCAGAAGCUAUUUUGUCAACCUCAACGUCGUAGAGAAUGUGCCCCAAGACGAACCGGCUCAAGACGAGAGUUACAAAUGUAACUGUUCGUGCCCCCCGCAACCACCCCCAAGGCCCACGUUAAAAGAGGGUCAACCAGUCCCAGCUGCUCAGAUUCUCGGUGGUCCUGACCUGCACGUAGACAAAGGAAGCACCAUCAACCUAACAUGUUCCAUAAAAUUCAUGCCCGAACCACCAGCAUACAUUUUCUGGUAUCAUCAUGAUGACGUUAUAAGCUACGAUUCAAGUCGUGGAGGUGUUAGUGUGAUAACAGAAAAAGGCGAAGUGACCACUAGCUUUCUUUUGAUCCAGCACGCUGAUCUCUCUGAUUCUGGAAAGUAUUCAUGCAGCCCUUCAAACGCAGAUGUCGCCAGUGUCAGGGUACACGUCCUAAACGGUGAGAGGCCAGCCGCUAUGCAGACAGGAUCAGCUCGUCUAUCAAAAAGCUCACUAAACAUUGUAGCUCUCCUAAUUAUCUCUUACAUUUAUCAAAUGUGCACUUUCAAUCAAUGCCCUUUAGUGGGAGCUUCGAGGUAGCUAUUUUGCCUAAUCUUUAAUUUCAACUUGUAAAUAUUGUCGACAUAAAUUUACGAACCAUACAGGUUUUGUUACAGACAUAAGAAGCUUUAAGGUGUGUUAAGUUAUACACAUAUUUACCACAAAAGACAAUGAGGCUCUCCUCAAAAAACUGAAGUUAGAUUUGUACCAGGAGACGAACUGCCCUUGUUAGAACUGCCCUGUCAAAAAAAUAUAUUUUGCUUCUUACUCUAAACAGUAUACACAAAUAACUUUUUUGUAGCAAUACAUAGUUUAGAUAAAGUAAAUAAACAGGAGAUCUAACAAAGACUAGCUCUUAUCCUGUCUGACAUUAAAUAACGUUGAAGAAGAAUGACUUCAUUAUAACUGAAGAAGAAGAAUUAUUGUAUUGUAAAUACAAGUAUAAUUGGAAUACCUAUAUUAUAUUAACUAAAUAGAAAGAAAAUUUUAAAAAAUACAACUAAGAAAAUUUGUAGAACUAAAUCGAAUUAAAUAAUGAAUACGCCCUGUAAAAACCUUUUAAAGUUCUAGGGAAUUUUUUAAAGCCAUUAAUUUGUAAAAGUACGAUAUCUAUGAGCUAAGAAAAAAUUACUCACCUAAGUCAUGACUCAAAUUGAUGUAUAUAAAGAGGUUUUAUUUUUUACGUCAGAGACGAUUAAAUGUAAAAAGACAGGUAGUAAAUAAAUAGAAUUU
This is a messenger RNA of Sitophilus oryzae (rice weevil), 2028 nucleotides long. Its product is annotated as lachesin-like. The coding region runs from base 304 to 1335 and encodes 343 amino acids. Gene Ontology annotation, cellular component: neuron projection membrane. The record is from RefSeq and is a predicted model, not a curated record. The transcript has 7 exons. Gene Ontology annotation, biological process: synapse organization. NCBI's taxonomy places the organism in Eukaryota, Metazoa, Arthropoda, Insecta, Coleoptera, Curculionidae.